Messenger RNA from Dothidotthia symphoricarpi CBS 119687, 243 nucleotides. RefSeq lists its product as uncharacterized. The transcript is spliced from 2 exons. NCBI's taxonomy places the organism in Eukaryota, Fungi, Ascomycota, Dothideomycetes, Pleosporales, Dothidotthiaceae. The coding region runs from base 1 to 243 and encodes 80 amino acids. Gene Ontology annotation, cellular component: mitochondrion. The record is from RefSeq and is a predicted model, not a curated record. Gene Ontology annotation, biological process: respiratory electron transport chain.
AUGCCGUCCCCAAAUCCCACCCUCCGCUACCAAGUAAUCCGCAUAUACAAAGAGCUCCUCUUCCUCGGCCGCGACUACCCCCAAGGAUUCACCCACUACCGCACCCGCCUGCACAAAGCGUUUUCCAGCCAACGCGACGUGACAGACGAAGAGGCGAUCAAGCAGGGGAUUAAACGGGCGGAGUUUGUGAAGAAAGGUGCGUUUUGCUGUGUGUUUGAUUAUGUGUUUUGGGGGGCUAACUAG